Messenger RNA from Sarcophilus harrisii (Tasmanian devil), 4201 nucleotides. It is a transcript of the gene E2F8, whose product is annotated as E2F transcription factor 8. Gene Ontology annotation, biological process: regulation of transcription by RNA polymerase II. The coding region runs from base 1498 to 3606 and encodes 702 amino acids. Gene Ontology annotation, molecular function: DNA-binding transcription factor activity, RNA polymerase II-specific; RNA polymerase II cis-regulatory region sequence-specific DNA binding. Lineage: Eukaryota; Metazoa; Chordata; Mammalia; Dasyuromorphia; Dasyuridae. Gene Ontology annotation, cellular component: RNA polymerase II transcription regulator complex. The transcript is spliced from 10 exons. The record is from RefSeq and is a predicted model, not a curated record.
AAUGGGGUUAUGAAGAGUCGGACAUGACUGAACAACAAAUAUAUACUCAUGGCGAUCUGUCCUAAUCUAAUAAUCUUUUAUCAGUUGAAUAUGGCCCAACUGGUAUGGUAAGUUUCUAAAGUAAGAAUUGAAUCGUUUUUAUUUAUUUGAGAAUAUGUUCUUGCUGGUCUUGCAUACUUAAUCCUUUCAAAGCUUGAAAGUAGCAUAUAAUUAGGUUAAAUUAGUGUUUGUAGAUAAUCUUAGAAUUGUGUGAAUUUUGUGUGAUUUUCUGCCUACUUUUCUGAUCGAGGAAAAAUUCCUUGGAAUUCUGAUGAGAGACUUCUCUGUAUUUAGAGACAGCUUUGGACCCUAUUUACUUGGUUGAUUGCCAGAACUAGUGUCUAUUCACUAUUGUCUACAUAUGCAUGUACUCCGUGCAUAUAGCUUUGGAGAAUACAACAUAAACUCUCUCCCUAUGUCUUGAUAUGAGGCAAAUGGAAUAAGAUAUUUGUGAAGGUACAAGUAUAUUCCAAAAACAUUUCUAUGGUAUGUGAUUUUUAAAAGAAAGAUUUGAAACAUUCAAAGGCAAAAAAUAGUUUCAUGGAGAAGGUGAUAUGGUGGAAAAUAAGGGAUCUGUAGUCAUGGGAUCUAGAUUCAAAUGGUAUCCAUGCUACUUAUUAAUUCAUCUAAAAUGAGAGGGUUAGAUUAGUGCAUUCCAGCUCUCAAGUCUAGGAUCUUCUGAAUGUCUAACUAUGAAAAUUCGUAUUUUGAAUCUGUUAUUCAGGCUCAGCCUCUGGCUUACUGUGUUCACAACUGAUUUCUUUCCCUCUGCUUUCCUCUCUGUACCUGCUUAUCUGCUUUUUAAAGUGAAAAUUAACCAAACUUCAGUGUUAUCAUGAAGACUAAUGGGUUUGUUAAGUUCAUUAACUUUGGCACAAUAGUGCUAAGGAAGGUUGUUGGGGUUGUAGCUUUGUCUCUUUUUACAUCCUGUCCUCCCAUAUCCCCUUCCUUAAACAUGUACUGUACUUAGUCAUAUAAAUGCAAAACUAUUAAAUCAUAUUUUAAAACCAAAACUGGGUAUGUGGCCAUAUUUUGAGCUACUGAAGUGAAUCAAAAAAUCUGCAUGUAAUAGACAUACAAAUCAAUGUAACUAUGAUUUCGAUAAUAUAAUAAUAAUAUAAUUUAUCAACCUAUAGAGAAAAUACCUCAAAUCUUAAGGGUUUUUAAGUUUUUAAAUCUAUUUUAAACAUACUAGCAGAUAAAAUGUCACAUUUAAAGAUUAUACAACUUGGAUUGGUCUAUUUUGUCCAUAAUAUCAUUUCAUAUUAAAAAGAUGGACCUUUGUUUCAGGGAGAAGUUUGGGAUCAUUAAAAGAACUUGCCAUUUUCCAAAGGCAGUCCAGCCUGCUUUCCUCCUCCUGUUCAGUUAUGAGUUCAACUCAUUGUCCACUUGCAGUGUUUGUACAAUGUGGAGCGUAGACGUAUUUAUGAUAUUGUAAAUGUCCUAGAAAGUUUGCAUAUGGUCAGUCGCCUGGCAAAGAACAGAUAUACUUGGCAUGGACGUCAUAAUCUCAACAAAACCCUUGGAACUUUGAAAAGUGUUGGUAUGGAAAACAAAUAUGCAGAACAGAUCAUGAUGAUCAAGAAGAGAGAAUAUGAGCAAGAGUUUGAUUUCAAUAGUGACAAAAAUGAAGAGGCCACAGUGAAACCUGGCUCUGGUCAAAAUGGACAUUCUGAUAUGUGCUUUGUGGAACUUCCUGGAGUAGAAUUUCGAGCAGCCUCUGUAAAUAGUCGAAAAGACAAGUCCUUAAGAGUGAUGAGCCAGAAAUUUGUGAUGCUGUUUCUCGUAUCCACCCCUCAAAUAGUAAGCCUUGAAGUUGCCGCCAAAAUUUUAAUUGGUGAGGACCAUGUAGAAGACUUGGAUAAAAGCAAGUUUAAAACUAAAAUUAGAAGGCUAUAUGAUAUAGCAAAUGUUCUAAGUAGUCUGGAGCUUAUCAAAAAAGUUCAUGUUACAGAGGAAAGAGGCCGAAAACCAGCUUUUAAAUGGACGGGACCAGAAAUCUGUCCAAAUUCCACAGUUCUGAGCCCUGUAACUACCUUUGACUCAUGUGAUUUGGAGCCAUCUCAUUCUUCUAAAGAACAGUGUGCUAAGAAUCUUUUCUCUACUGGGAAACCAAACUUUACUAGGCAUCCAUCUCUAAUAAAACUAGUAAAGAGUAUAGAAAAUGACCGGAGAAAGAUUAAUUCAGCUCCCAGUAGCCCCAUCAAGACCAGUAAAGCUGAGAGUUCUCUGAAGUCAGCGCCCUUCCCAAGUAAAAUGGCUCAACUUGCAGCUAUUUGCAAAAUGCAAUUAGAAGAGCAAUCGAGUGAACUAAAAAAGAAGGUGAAAAUGCAAUUGACAAGACCUACUGUGCACUGUCAAUCUCUUGACUUCAUAGCAAAUCCUGAGCCUAACCGAAGCUUGGCUUCCUCCCAGACACCAUCUCUCAUUCAGCCGCUAGGUGUCCUACCUCUGAUCCACAGCCCCUUAUCUUCUGCAGUGCCUGUAAUUAUGCCUCAUGCCCAUUCGGGCGCCUCCUAUGCAAUCUAUCUGCAUCCUUCCCAGGCCCAAACUGUGACACCCCAAAACCUGAAUUCCACAGUACACCCUGUUCCCUGUACUAAUAUAACUGGAAUUAAAGGUUCUGCUGAGAGUACUGCAAAAGUGACCACAGAAAAAAUCACUAAUGACGUGGUCAAAUCUGAUGUCACUACUAAGCCUGGGAAAGCGUUGCCCACCUCUGAAGGACAAAUCUCAAGGAACGAGGAAAGAGAACCAACUGUCGAAAGAUGUUUGAAGAGGCAGAAUGUGCUGGAGGACAACAGUUCCAAAAAAAAACUUAAAGAGGACCUAAAAGGACUGGAAAAUGUCCCAGCAACCUUGUUUCCAUCAGGAUACCUCAUUCCUCUCACACAGUGCCCGUCGCUUAGUACAGAGUCCAUUUUGUCUCACAAAGAAAAUGCAGGUGCUUGUUCUCCAAAUAAUAGGAUCUACAACUCGCCAAUUACAGGUGUUAUUCCUGUGACAACAUCUGACCUCACUGCUGUGAAUUUUCCCACUUUUCAUGUUACACCUUUGAAACUGAUGGUCUCACCAACCUCUGUAGGAACCGUACCUGUUGUGAACAGCCCAUCCCUUCCUUCUUCGAGCCAUUCCAUUCCUGUCCAAAACCCAAGUUCAGCCAUCGUGAACUUUACCCUGCAACAUUUAGGGCUCAUAUCUCCCGGUGUGCAGGUGUCUGCAAAUGCUGGUGCUGCCUCCGUUCCAGCAUCUCCAAGAACAGAGCCCGUUAGCGCUCCAUCUGAGACCACAGGCAUGCAGCAAGGGAAGGUCACCAAGCACGAGUCACCUGUGCCAGGGCGUGGUCAGGUGAAUGGACAAUCCAUCACUGUGACUACAGGCCAGCAGCCUGUCCCAGUGACACCCAAAGGAUCACAAUUAAUGACUGAAAACUUCUUUCGAACACCAGGAGGACCAACUAAACUGGCUCCAACUUGUGACGAUUUGGAUGGUGCUCGUAAAACCUCUCUGGGACCUCUCUUUGUCCCACAGCGAAAGCUUGAAGUGUCUACAGAAGAUGUUCACUAAUGAUGUCAGUCAAACCUUGAUGCUUAAUAAAUAUUUGAAUUAAUAGGAAGAGAGCUUAACACAAAAAAAUUUAACAUGCUUAUUUGGAAAACAGGUACUACCCCAGAAAAGUUGUAAAUAUGUUUAACGACUGCUUAAUGCAGAGCAGACUCUUACUUUAAUGUGUGUGUAUAUGUAUACAUAUAUAUAUAUUUGUAUAAGUACAGUCUUUAAUACUACAAAAUUAAUGAAAGAAUAUUGAACUCAGGUACAUUACCUUCUGGGAAAGAUUCAUUAUUUCAACGAAAUACUCUGUACCUGUGAUAUUCCACAGAGUAACUGUUCUUAGUUACAAUUUACUCUAGAAAACUAAAUUAUAUUGGCAUAUCAGAACAACAUUCUACUGCACUUUGCACAAGAAGUGCAAUGUAUAAUAUUGUAUUUCUAAAUAGGUGGGACUAUAGCUAUAUUUUUUAAUGUCUUUGAUCCCAUGUUCUUACAGUAAUGUCUUUUGUAAAGGUAGGAAUGAAUCUUAAUCAAGUCUAUGAAAGAAGGAAUUAUUUAUAUAAUGUAUUUUUAAUCAUAAAUUGUUCAAAUUAAAACUUUUUCUAAAACA